Molecule: messenger RNA, 3027 nt
Organism: Loxodonta africana (African savanna elephant)
Lineage: Eukaryota; Metazoa; Chordata; Mammalia; Proboscidea; Elephantidae
Product: olfactory receptor 7G2-like
Exons: 1
Coding region: 1-939 (312 amino acids)
Biological process (GO): G protein-coupled receptor signaling pathway
Cellular component (GO): plasma membrane
Molecular function (GO): G protein-coupled receptor activity; olfactory receptor activity
Source: RefSeq, a predicted model, not a curated record
AUGGAACCUAGAAACCAAACAGGUGUUUCAGAAUUCCUUCUCCUGGCACUGACAGAGGAUCCUGAAAUGCAGCCUCUCUUCUUCAGCCUGUUCCUGUCCAUAUAUCUGGUCACUGUCCUGGGAAACCUGCUCAUCACCCUGGCCGUCAGCUCUGACCCCCACCUCCACAUCCCCAUGUACUCCUUUCUUUCCACUCUCUCCUUUACUGACAUCUGUUUCAGCACCACCACGAUCCCAAAGAUGCUGGUGAACCUCCAAGCACAGAAUCAGAGCAUCACUUAUGCAGGAUGCCUCACCCAGGUCUGCUUUGUCAUGAUUUUUGCUAGUUUGGAAAAUUUUCUUCUUGGAGUGAUGGCCUAUGACCGCUAUGUGGCCAUUUGUCACCCACUGAGGUACAUGGUCAUCAUGAACACCCGCUUCUGUGGCCUGCUUAUUCUAGUCUCCUUGCUCGUUAGCAUUGUGGAUGCCCUGCUCCACAGUCUGAUGUUGUUGAGACUGUCCUUCUGUACAGACCUGGAAACCCUUUACUUAUUUUGCGAAGUUUUUCAGGUCGUCAAAGUUGCCUGUUCUGAAAUCCUCACCAAUAACAUCAUCUUAUAUUUUGCAGCUAGCAUACUGGGUGUUGUUCCCUUCUCUGGAAUCAUUUUCUCAUAUACUCAAAUUGUCUCCUCCACUUUGAGAAUGCCAUCAGCAGGUGGAAAGUAUAAAGCUUUUUCUACCUGUGGGUCUCACCUCUUAGUUGUUUCCUUAUUCUAUGGGACAGCUUUUGGUGCAUAUGUAAGUACGACAUUUACACACUCUUCUUGGAAGACCGCAGUAGCUUCAGUGGUGUACACUAUGGUAACUCCCAUGAUGAAUCCCUUCAUCUAUAGCCUGAGAAACAGGGACGUGAAAGGAGCCACAAGAAACCUUAUCAGGUACACAAUUGCUUUUCAGUGAUUAUAUUAUCUGCUUUGGGUUUGGAUUUCUGGAUUGAGUCAAAGUGACAAAGUACCCUUGAGCCAGAAUGCCUGACUUUUCCAUUACCAUAUUCUUCUAAAAUGAAGAGAUAACAUAAUGGCUAAGUGUAAUUAAACUUGGGGUUGAAAUCUGACUUCACUCUUUGUGUAGCUCUGUGCUGUUUGACAAAUUAUUUCAACUCUGUAAAAUCAAUUUCAUUAGGUUCCAUAGAAGCAGAGCCUGAGGUAGGUUUUGUUAUAGUGAUUUUGGGGAAACAUUCUCAGAAGAAAGAAUGAGAAAGUGGAAUGGGCUGGUGAAGGAUGUAAGCAAACCAUAACUUCAGCUUUAUCCACUGAUAGAUUCAUGUGAAUGGCACCCCAGGGUUAGUCUCACUGAGUGACAAGGCAUCUGACCUUUCAUGCCCCAAUUUAGAAAUUAUUACGACUGUCAUUGGUAAGCUGCAUGUGCCCCUGGUGUCAUCAACAUUCAUCACAUUCAACUUGAUCCUGUAUAAAAUUGGCUGAUUAGAUUAUUGCUGUGGCUUCAGGUGAUUGUGAGAUAAUUGAAACUUAUCACCGAGGAAGGCUUUGGUAUUACGAAGAAAACAACAACCCUGACUCUAAAUGCUCAAACAAUAAAGAGAGUUAUCUUUCAUUACAAGGACAUCAGGGAUUGGAAAUGCAUAGAAACAGGACAGUAGGACUUCAUUCAUUUCCCCACGAGGUGCCUUCAUCCUAGGAAUGGUCUCCCUCAUGGUCACAGAUGGCUGCAAGAGAGUCACGUGUCAUAGCCAGACAUCAUGCUGAGACACAAAACUGACUCUUCAUGGACCUACUGUGAAUAGAGGACCUAUUGUUAAUACACCUUUCCAUAGAAUCAUACAAAAGACAUCUCCUCCCAUCUGAUUGCUGAGAAUAGCAUCAUAUAUCCCUUUCUAAUCAAACUUCCAUUUGUUGUUAUUCUUAGGUGCCGUUCCGUCAGUUCUGACCCAUAGCUAUCCUACACACAACACAACGAAACACUGCCUGGUUCUGAGCCAUCCUUACAAUCUUUGUUAUGCUUAAGCUCAUUGUUGCAGCCAUUGUGUCAAUCCACCUCAUUGAAGGUCUUCCUCUUUUUUGCUGACCCUGUACUUUGCCAAGCAUGACAUCCGUCUCCAGGGACUGAUCCCUCCUGACAACAUUUCUGAAGUAUUUAAGAUGCAGUCUCACUAUCCUUGCUUCUUAGGAGCAUCCUGGCUCUAAUUCUUCCAAGACAGAUUUCUUCACUCUUUUGGCAGUCCAUGGUAUAUUCAAUAUUCUUCACCAACACCAUAAUUUAAAGGCGUAAAUUCUUCUUCGGUCUUCCUUAUUCAUUGUCCAGCUUUCACAUGCACAUGAUGCGACUGAAAAUACCACGGCUUGUGUCAGGCACUCCUUAGUCUUCAAGGUGAUAUCUUUACUUUUCAACAUUUUGAAAAGGCCCUUUGCAGCAGAUUUGCCCAAUGCAAUGCGUCUUUUGAUUUCUUGACUGCUGAUUCCAUGGCUGUUGAUUGCGGAUCCAAGUAAAAUGAAAUCCUUGACAACUUCAAUCUUUUCUCUGUUUAUCAUAAUGUUGCCCGUUGGUCCAGGUGUGAGGAUUUUUUUUUCUUUAUGUUUAGGUGCAAUCCAUACUGAAGGCUGUGGUCUUUGAUCUUCAUCAGUAUGUGCUUCAAGUCCUUUUCACUUUCAGCAAGGAAGGUUGUGUCAUCUGCAUAAUGCAGGUUGUUAAUGAGUCUUCCUCCAAUCCUGAUGCCCUGUUCUUCUUCAUAUAGUCUAGCUUAUCAGAUUAUUUGCUCAGCAUACAGAUUGAAGAGGUAUGGUGAAAGAAUACAACCCUGACCCACAACUUUCUUGACUUUAAACAAAUCAAUAUCCCCUUGUUCUGUCCAAACAACUGCCUCUUGAUUUAUGUAAAGGUCCCUCAUGAGCACAAUUAAGUCUUCUGGAAUUCCCAUUCUUUGUGAUGUUAUGCAUAAUUUGUUAUGAUCCACACAGUCCAAUGUCUUUGCAUAGUCAAUAAAACACAGGUAAACAUCCUUCUGGUAUUCUCUGCUUUCAGCCAGAUCCA